GGGUUCAUGAACAAUUUAAACUAAUUCGAUAUUGAAAUUGAAAAUCAAAAGCAACCCAGUUGUAGAAACGCACCGAAUUUCAGAAAUUUAGAGUCUUUUCAAUGCAAUAGUGAUUCUCAAUUUCUCAUUAUCUGUUUGGAUUCAUGUAGAACUAGGGUGAUUAGAGAUGGGAAGUAAAGGUCGAAUCCCACCGGCCCAUCUCCGGCGUCCUCAUCCGGGACCCGACCCGUAUGGGCCUCCUGGGCCGGGUACCCGCCCACCUCCGGGUGGUUACUCACCCUUUGACAUGUUGCCUCCUCCGCAAGUUUUGGAGCAGAAGCUGGCUUCACAGCAUGUGGAGAUGCAGAGGCUGGCAGCUGAGAAUCAGAGACUCGCUUCGACGCACGGCAGCCUGAGGCAGGAGCUGGCUGGGGCUCAGCAUGAGCUGCAGAUACUGCAUGCUCAGGCCGGGGCUAUGAAGUCAGAGAGGGAUCAGCAGAUGAGGAGUUUGAUGGAUAAGAUUGCGAAAAUGGAGGCUGAGCUGAAAUUGGCAGAGCCUGUUAAGGGGGAGCUGCAGCAGGCACGUGCCGAGGCGAAUGGCUUGGUUGGGGCGAGGCAGGAGAGUAUUGUGAAAGUGCAGCAGUUGAGUCAGGAGCUUCAGAGGGCGCAUGUGGAGGUGCAGCAGAUUCCGGUUUUGGUUCAGCAACUUGAGGGCCUCAGGCAGGAGUAUCAGCAUUGCAGGGCUACUUUUGACUAUGAAAAGAAAUUGUACAAUGACCACCUCGAAUCACUUCAGGUCAUGGAGAAGAACUAUGUUACCAUGGCUAGGGAGGUAGGAAAACUACGAGCAGAGUUAUUGAAUAAUCCUGGUGUUGAAAGAAGAACUGGUGGGCCUUAUUAUGGGAAUCCUGGAACUAAUGAAAGUGAGGCUUCUGGGCUUGCUGCAGGACAAAAUGCUUAUGAAGAUAGCUAUGGUGUUCCCCAGGGACGUGUCCCAUUUCCUCCUGCUGCUGCUGCUGCUGCUGCUGGUGGCAGUGGGCCUGGGGGCAGUGCUGGUGCACCUACUGGUGGCGCUGCUGCUGCAGCCACUGCCGGAACUUCUCCAUUUGCCGGAACUCAGCCUGGACAUCUGGGAAGGGCCGGUUAUGAUGCAGCAAGAGGACCUGUUGGUUAUGAUGCCUCUGGAGGACAUGUUGGUUAUGAUGCACAAAGACCUGGCUAUGAUCCGCAAAGAGGACCCGUCUAUGAUGCACAAAGACCAGGUUAUGAGGUGCAAAGAGUAGCUGGUUAUGAUCCAACCCUUGGUCUUAACUAUGAUGCACAGUCCAGAGGUGCUUCUGGUCCUCAAGGACAUAUGCCUGCAACCAAUAUGCCCUAUAAUUCAGCCGCUCCGCCUACUUCUCGAGCUGGAACUGGAUAUGAGGUACCACCACCUCGAGGAGGUGCCAACCCAGUUCGUAGAUGAAGCCCAGGCCUUGCCCUUCGCCGGUAAAGUUCACUCAGAUACAAUAGUUGUUAGGAUAUCCGAAACUCCUCAAAUUUUCCUCUGAAUUUCAUACGUUCUGGCUUCUGCUACCUUAAAUAACAUGUAUCAGUCCAUUUCUGGUUUUCACGUCUUUCAAAUAUUAAGUUGGGCCCAGAGUUGUAGCAGAACUGUGGCAAAAUCAUUGUAAAGAAGCACUCUGAAGUCUCUGUUUCUGUUGGGGGGAUGUAAACAGUCUGAACCUAAUAUUAGAUAAUUUUUCCUUAAGAUCGUUUGGAACUUAUAUUGC
Fragaria vesca subsp. vesca is the source of this 1751-nucleotide messenger RNA. RefSeq lists its product as uncharacterized. NCBI's taxonomy places the organism in Eukaryota, Viridiplantae, Streptophyta, Magnoliopsida, Rosales, Rosaceae. The record is from RefSeq and is a predicted model, not a curated record. The transcript is spliced from 4 exons. Bases 167 to 1444 code for a protein of 425 amino acids.